Messenger RNA from Closterium sp. Naga37s-1, 1617 nucleotides. Lineage: Eukaryota; Viridiplantae; Streptophyta; Zygnematophyceae; Desmidiales; Closteriaceae. The record is from the annotation of a GenBank genome assembly.
AUGUUCAACUUUCUGGAUGGUUCUUCGUCUGACGAUGAUUUGGUCGGCGUGUUUUGUCCUGAUGCGGGGGUGCUGCAUGCAACGAAAGCCGUGGCCAUGUUCCAACAGCUGGCGGCGAAGCACGGGGCGGCACUACAAGACAAAACAGCGGUUACUGCCAUCGAGCCACUACAGGACAAAGAAGCAGCAGCUGCAGGGAUGGCAAAUUCUGGUCGGAUUCGUGUGGUAACCAGCAGAGGCAGCGUUACAUGUAAUGACUGUGUUGUGGCAGGAGGGGCAUGGGCGGGAAAAUUAUUAGAAAGGGCAACAGGGAGGAAGCUUCCUCUGCAGGCACUAAGAACCACCGUGUCGUAUUGGAGGGUUGCUGGGGAGGGAGGGGCAGAUGCUGAUUGUGCUCCUGCUGCUGCUGCUGCUGCUGCUGCUGCUGGUUGUGAUACUCACACUGCUGCUGCUGCUGCUGCUGCUGCUGAUACUGCUGCUGUCGGUGCUAAUAAUGCUGCUGCUGCUGCUGCUGCUGCUGCUGCUGAUUCUGCUAGUAGCAGCACUUCCAUUCCGUUAUUUAUCAACUAUGACGAACCAUACGUGUACGGCAUUCCGAGCCUGGAGUUCCCGGACCUGAUUAAGGUCUCCAUCCAUUCCGGCCUGCCCUGCCCCGAUCCUGACAACCGACCCUCUCUCCCGGACGUGCAUGCGGUCCGGGCCGUGCUGGUGCCAUGGCUGCAGGCCAGGCACCUUCAGCAGCAGCAGCAACAGCGGCAGCAGCAGCAGCAGCAGCAGCAGCAGCAGCAGCAACAGCGGCAGCAGCAGCAGCAACAGCGGCAGCAGCAGCAGCAGCAGCAGCAGCAGCAGCAGCAGCAGCAGCAGCAGCAGCAGCAGCAGCAGCAGCAGCAGCGACAGCAGCAGCCCGCGCCAAAUCACACCCACGAAACGCGUGUCACCUCAUCGUCGCCCUUCAACGCUCUCAGCCUCUUCGGUGGCGGAUUUGGCGGCGGAUUUGGCGCUGGCUUCGGUGGCGCGUUGGCUGGGCUUGGGGGAGCGGCAGGAGGCGGCUCGUCCUACUCCUUCCAGAGCUCAACGGUCACCUACUCGGGGAUAGGCGGGCAGACGUACUACUCUGAAUCGUCCUCGCACCAAAUCGCUGCCAACGGGGUGGUGGAGGCACAGCAACAGCGGCGGGACUCCAGGGGACACCAGAGCAUGACCGUGGCGCGCGGGUUGGGAGACAAGGCGCGCACCCUGAGCUGCACACGGGAGGGCGAGCAGCAGCGGUCGUACGAGAUUCUGCACAACAUGUCGCAAGAGGAAGCAGCAACCUUCGACAGCACAUGGCAGCACCACGCUCAUCACUCCCUCUUUGUCCUCCUCCUCAGUUCUUACAAACUCUUUUCUCUAUUUCUCUUCAUCUCCCCUUGGCAUUCCAUUGCAGAGGAAGCAGCAACCUUCGACAGCACAUGGCAGCACCACGCACGUCACGCCCUCCCUCCCUCCGCCGCUGCUCCUCCUGCUCCUUCUGCCCGCCUCGCCCUCCCUUCCUCCGCUCACCGUUCCUCUUCUCGCCAACCCUCAUCAAGGCCCCCCGGGGGGGCAAGAGGGCGAGGGCAGGCGUAUGGGUAUUAG